UUGACAGAUAUCCCAACAGCAAUGUCUUCUCCCAGUUCGACUCCCGGUGGCCGCAAACGUGGAAGGAACACCAACCCUCCCACACGUGGGUCGAGGAGUGAGGACCCCACCUCUCCUCCGUCUCAGCGGCGCAGGGGGCUGGACUCCUCCACGGGGGAGCUGAUGCCCAUGCCGACCUCUCCGGCCACGGACAUGCUCAGCCCUGCUGCCCCGCAGGACACCUCUCUGUUCUCCAGCCCGCGGCCCUCAGUGCCGCCGAACGAAGUGGACAUGAGUUCUCCGCUCAUGUACGGGACCCCCAGCUCCAGGGUUGAAGGGACCCCGCGCAGCGGCGUGCGCGGGACGCCGGCCAGACAGCGCCCCGAUCUGGGCUCGGUCAGGAAGGCUCCCCAGGUGGACCUCCACUCUGAGCCGCCCAGCACGGACGGCGCCGUGGCCAGCGAGCCCAACGCCGGCCAGAGACUGGUCAUCUGGGGGACUGACGUCAAUGUGGGGACCUGCAAGGAGAAGUUCCAGAGGUUCCUGCAGAGGUUUAUAGAUCCCACAUCCACGGAGGACGAGAACGCCGGGUUGGACCUGAACGAGCCUUUGUACAUGCAGAAGCUGGAAGAGAUCAGCGUUGUCGGGGACCCUGUGCUGAACGUGAACUGUCGCCAUGUGCAGGCCUUUGACAUGGAGCUGUACAGGCAGCUCAUCUGCUACCCACAGGAAGUCAUCCCAACCUUUGACAUGGCCGUCAAUGAGCUUUUCUUUGAGCGUUUCCCAGACUCCAUCCUCGAGUACCAGAUCCAAGUCCGCCCCUACAAUGCCCUGAAAACCAGAAACAUGAGGAGUCUGAACCCAGAAGACAUCGAUCAGCUGAUCACCAUCAGCGGCAUGGUGAUCCGCACCUCGCAGCUCAUCCCCGAGAUGCAGGAGGCCUUCUUCCAGUGCCAGGUGUGCGCCUUCAGCGCCCGUGUGGAGGUGGACCGCGGGCGCAUCGCCGAGCCGGCCGUGUGUCGCCACUGCAACACCACCCACAGCCUGGCGCUGGUGCACAACCGCUCGGUCUUCUCAGACAAGCAGAUGAUCAAACUCCAGGAGUCCCCCGAGGACAUGCCGGCCGGCCAGACGCCUCACACCACCAUCGUGUACGCGCACAACGAUCUGGUGGACAAGGUGCAGCCCGGGGACAGGGUCAACGUCACCGGCAUCUACAGGGCGGUGCCCAUGCGCGUCAACCCGCGGCAGAGCAACGUGAGGUCGGUCUACAAGACGCACAUAGACGCCAUCCACUUCCGCAAGACGGACGAGAAGCGCCUGCACGGCAUGGACGAGGACGCCGAGCAGAAGCUCUUCACCGAGGAGCGCGUGCAGACGCUGAAGGAGCUGGCCGCCAAGCCCGACGUCUACGAGCGGCUCUCCUCCGCCCUGGCGCCCAGCAUCUACGAGCACGAGGACAUCAAGAAGGACUUCAGCCAGACGGGCCGGGGCCACUUCCGCGCCGAGGUCAACAUCCUGCUGUGCGGGGACCCCGGCACCAGCAAGUCCCAGCUGCUGCAGUACGUCUUCCACCUGGUGCCGCGCGGCCAGUACACCUCGGGCAAGGGCUCCAGCGCCGUGGGCCUCACCGCCUACGUGAUGAAGGACCCGGAGAGCCGGCAGCUGGUGCUGCAGACGGGCGCGCUGGUGCUCAGCGACAACGGCAUCUGCUGCAUCGACGAGUUCGACAAGAUGAGCGACAGCACGCGCUCGGUGCUGCACGAGGUCAUGGAGCAGCAGACCCUCUCCAUCGCCAAGGCCGGGAUCAUUUGCCAGCUGAACGCCCGCACCGCCGUGCUGGCCGCCGCCAACCCCGUGGAGUCCCAGUGGAACCCCAAAAAGACCACCAUCGAAAACAUCCAGCUGCCUCACACUCUGCUGUCCAGGUUCGACCUGAUCUUCCUGAUGCUGGACCCGCAGGACGAGGCCUAUGACCGCAGGCUGGCCCACCACCUGGUGUCCCUCUACUACCAGAGCGAGGAGCAGAUGGAGGAGGAGUUCCUGGACAUGGCCGUGCUGAAGGACUACAUCGCCUACGCCCGGACCUACAUCAACCCGCGGCUGAGCGAGGAGGCCAGCCAGGCCCUCAUCGAGGUCUGCGCCCCGUCGGAGAAGCGGGGGUCGGCGUUGUCCCCCCGCUCUGCGUACGUGGACAUGAGGAAGAUCGGCAGCGGCCACGGGAUGGUGUCCGCCUACCCGAGGCAGCUGGAGUCGCUCAUCCGCCUGGCCGAGGCGCACGCCAAGGUGCGCUUCUCGGAGAGGGUGGAGACCAUCGACGUGGAGGAGGCCAAGCGUCUGCACAGAGAGGCCCUCAAACAGUCGGCCACCGACCCCAGGACAGGAUUCGUUGACAUCUCUAUUCUGACCACAGGUAUGAGUGCCACGGCCCGGAAACGCAAGGAGGAAGUGGCCCAGGCACUGAAGAAGCUGAUCCAGGCCAAAGGAAAGACGCCAGCCAUGAAAUACCAGCAGCUGCUGGAUGACCUCAGAGGACAGUCUGAAACUGCAAUCACCAAGGAGCUGUUUGAUGAGGCGCUGCGAGCGCUGGCUGAUGAGGACUACUUGACAGUUACUGGAAAAACUGUCCGUCUGCUUGCUUGA
This is a messenger RNA of Menidia menidia (Atlantic silverside), 2622 nucleotides long. Lineage: Eukaryota; Metazoa; Chordata; Actinopteri; Atheriniformes; Atherinopsidae. The record is from the annotation of a GenBank genome assembly.